AGGAGUAUCCCGAGACUUGUGCCGUGCUGGUGCGCAGACACGGGGUGUAUGUGUGGGGCGAUACCUGGGAGAAGGCCAAGGCAAUGUGUGAGUGCUAUGACUACCUGUUUGAAAUUGCCGUUAAGAUGAAGCAGCUAGGCCUGGACCCAGCAGCCCCGCCCUCGGACUCGCCGUAUGUCUGAGUGGGGUUGGCGGUGGCCCAGAGUUGUGCGAGUGCUGGGACAGGACACUAGUGCACCUUAACGGGACGGUAGGUAGUGGUAGUGGCGUUCAGCUGUAGCGAGGAGGACCGUGUAGGUAGGUGUAGUCGCAUAUCACAAGGUAUCUGCAGACCCGUCACACCGUGAGUCGCGGUAGUUGCGUAUACGCAGAGUCACGCUGGCAUGCACAUGACCCCAGGUUAUUGUGUACACACCACAUUUCUAUGCAUGCAAUCUGUGUGACUUGCAAAUGCAGACACACAGUCAUAGGCACACGCUGCGAGUGACCGUUUCGCUGACGCUUUCGGUUAUGGUUAGUUGGCCAGCAAUUUACGGCCGAGAGGAUGGCGGCGAGUGACUGUGAAUCAUACUGCCUACCCGUUUUUUGCCUACCCCUUUAAGGUCCUCCUUCACACUUGUUCGACAUGUAUUACUCACACUCCCGUAAUAUGAGAGGUACUAGGUCAGUAUGCAACAGGGCACAUCUCAUAUGAAGUCCGGUACGCGUUGAUAGUAAAGUGUUUGUGGUUUAUUUAGUGAUCACGACGCCGAUGGAGUUCGCCUGCCGACAGCUCGAUAAUAAGCCUCCAACCUAGUUUUAGUAGAAGUAGCAAUGAUUUGUAUACGCCUACACAUGAAUCAAUACAAUAAAAUCAAC
Molecule: messenger RNA, 858 nt
Organism: Sphaeroforma arctica JP610
Lineage: Eukaryota; Ichthyosporea; Ichthyophonida
Exons: 1
Cellular component (GO): cytoplasm
Molecular function (GO): methylthioribulose 1-phosphate dehydratase activity
Source: RefSeq, a predicted model, not a curated record